AUGGAGACCCGAGUCUCUCAUCAACCUGUCGGGGCGCAAAGCUAUACGUCGCAAUAUGCGCCUCGAUUGCGCGUCUACAAUAAUGCCCUCCUCACACCCGUCAUCUCGACCAUCCCCACCGGACCGCAAUCGCGAACAACGAAACGUGGUACCACGGUCAUUAAUUACGCCGAGGACGGCUAUGACUAUGAAGAUGAUGACGACGAUGAUGGCAGAAGACGUCCCACCGGCUUGCGCAGUCUGAGACGCGACGACAGCGGCUCGAGAGCAGACGCGAGUGAUAAGGUUGGCAAGGAGACGGACGAACCAGUAGACCUUCCAGGCAUCUGGCGAGCAGAUUGGAUGCUGAAGCAGAAUAAACCACGGUCGGAUCUUAACGCCCAAGCCCAGGCUGUGAUACCUGUGACGCUGAUUCCCAUACGAAUCGACGUCGACAUUCCUUCGUUCAACCCUUCUCCCGCUUUUCCCCUCCCGAGAGGCUUCCAACAGCCCGGCACGAACAUGGACCCAAGACUCUACCACAGCGGGGAGACGACAACACCGUACAAAUUGAGAGACAUUUUUCUGUGGAAUCUUCAUGAGACGAUCAUGACCACUGAUCAGUUUGCCUUAAUACUGGUGCAAGACUUGGAUCUUCCCAACCAAGCAUCAAUUGCCAGUGAGAUCAGCAGGCAAAUUCGCACCCAGCUGGAGGAGUACGCUGGUGUCGCUCUACAUCCUCUUUUCCACUCUGAGGAUACCAACGCCGCCCCUAACGGGAACGCUUCAGCAGCUGCACCCGCAGCUUUGCCCUCGUCGUACCGCAAUAGUCCUGCGACUCCCGCCACACCGAUGCCCUCGUCAAUGCCCGGUGGUUCUGGCACGCCGUUGCGCACUGGCUUAGAUACACCAGACAAGGUUCCUACGUCACAAGCCGCCGAAGUUACCGCCAGUGCGACGCCUCUCCCCAUUGAGUCGCAUGAUUCCAGCCCUGACGACACAUACCGAUGCAUAGUCACCAUCAACAUCAAUCUCGCGUCGUAUCUCUACACCGACAAGUUCGAGUGGUCAUUGUUACACCCACCAGGAACGGCAGAAUCAUUCGCAAAGAUCACUUGCUCUGAUCUGGGACUUGCUGGAGAAUGGGUCCCCGCCCUUACGCAUGCUAUAUACGAGGCCGUACUGCGCCUGAAGAAGGAAGCAUGCGAGUCUGGUGGCCUGGUGGCUGGCUGGGGCGCCAUGGGCGCCGAGCUUCCCAACGACGCUGCUCAUGGCGCAGAUGCCGGAUGGCGAUAUGACCCCGAACACCUGGCGGAUGAGUGGGAGCCCAAGACGGAGCUGCUGUCCAAGGAGGAAAUGGAGAAGCGAGAGGGCGACCGUGAGCGACAAAUCCGUCGGCUUCGUCGCGAAACGGCACGAUUCAGCAGCAAUGCCGGCAUGUUCGGUGGCAUACCGCUCGGUGGUGUCGGUGUUGGCGUCGAGGUGGAGGAAGAGCGAAUGGGCCGUGGCGAAAGGUCGAAGAAGAAGCGCAGAUUUAGGAGUCUGAGUCCGCUUGGCCGAUCUGGCACGCCAGGAGGAAGAGGAACACCCGACGCCGGAUAUGGUGGAGGUGGCAUUGGCUCUCUUACUGACCAGGAGAGACUCAGUUGGCGCUGCCGACAUUGCUGGAUUUGGGGCACCAGUGUGUGGGCAGUCCGCAAUGGCCCGUAUGGGCCGAGGUCUCUUUGCGCCAACUGCGGCCGCUCGUACGAGCAAAACAAGAAACUGCCCAGAUGGAGCCACAAUCUGCAUCUGAACGAUCCCCGUCCAGUCUAG
Messenger RNA from Pseudomassariella vexata, 1794 nucleotides. RefSeq lists its product as uncharacterized. The coding region runs from base 1 to 1794 and encodes 597 amino acids. Gene Ontology annotation, cellular component: nucleus; nuclear chromosome; RSC-type complex. The transcript has 2 exons. The record is from RefSeq and is a predicted model, not a curated record. NCBI's taxonomy places the organism in Eukaryota, Fungi, Ascomycota, Sordariomycetes, Amphisphaeriales, Pseudomassariaceae. Gene Ontology annotation, molecular function: transcription coregulator activity. Gene Ontology annotation, biological process: regulation of transcription by RNA polymerase II; chromatin remodeling.